CGCUGAUCCACAAACAGCCGCAGCACGUCGAGUUUCAACAUGUUUGCAGCAUGAGACUGAAGAGAAGAGGAAGCUGCUGCAGGUCUGAGUCUCUGAGAUGUCGUCUAAGAAGAAGAAGAACAAGAAGACCGGGGUUCCUGACCGCUGGCUGGACUACGCUCCGGUCGGCUGCAGGAUCCCAGGGACUCGAUUCAUCGCCUUCAAAGUGCCUUUAAAACCGUCUCUGAACUGUCUAGUCCCAGAGUCCGACUCCUUCGGUCCGUGGCAGCUGCUGGACUCGGUGCGGAGUCAGGACCAGGACUUGGGUCUGAUCAUCGACCUGACCUUCACCAGCAGGUACUACCAACCGUCCGACAUCCCGCAGUCCUGCUGCUACGUCAAGAUCCUCACGGAGGGUCACCGCGUGCCCUCCGACGCCGCCAUCCUGAGCUUCAAACGGGCUGUGACUCACUUCCUGAACCAGAACCACGACAACGACAAGCUGAUCGGAGUCCACUGCACGCACGGUCUGAACCGCACCGGGUACCUGGUCUGCAGGUACCUCAUCGACGUGGACGGGUUGGAGCCCGCUGCCGCCGUGGAGCUCUUCAACGCCUGCAGGGGGCAUCGCAUGGAGAGGAAGAACUACCUGCUGGACCUGAACCGGGGCGCCAAGAGGAGCAACGCUGGCAUCCAGCAGCCGGAGCAGGAGCCAAUCAGAGGGCUCGCUGUGAAGCCGCCGUCAGGCCCCGCCCAGAGACCCUCAGACCCCGCCCAGAAAUCACUGUCAGGCACUGCCCAGAGACCCGCAGGUCCCGCCCAGAAACCACCAUCAGCCCCCGCCCAGAAACCUCCGUCAAGCCCCGCCCAGAGACCACAUGGCCCCGCCCAGAGACCGCAUGGCCCCGCCCAGAAACCACCAUCAGCCCCUGCCCAGAGACCACCAUCAGGCCUCACCCAGAGACCGCAUGGCCCCACCCAGAAACCGCCGCCAGGCCCCGCCCAGAGACCCUCAGGCCCUGCCCAGAGACCCUCAGGCACUGCCCAGAGACCAUUAGCCCCCGCCCAGAGACCAGCAGGCCCCACCCAGAAACCACAGUCCGACCCCGCCCCUAUACCGUUAGGCCCCGCCCCUGCAGACACACCACCUGACCCCUCAGAGGAGUCGCAGACACUAGGUGAGAAUCGACCACCUGGUAACCGCCGUCGCCGUAGACCUCGGCAUCGUCGGGGCAACAAGCCUCAGCAGAGCAGCCUCCUACCUGACCCCCCCACUGCCCAUCUACCCGUGUAG
Messenger RNA from Scomber japonicus (chub mackerel), 1273 nucleotides. Its product is annotated as RNA/RNP complex-1-interacting phosphatase-like. Gene Ontology annotation, biological process: dephosphorylation. The transcript has 2 exons. Gene Ontology annotation, molecular function: protein tyrosine/serine/threonine phosphatase activity; polynucleotide 5'-phosphatase activity. Bases 98 to 1273 code for a protein of 391 amino acids. The record is from RefSeq and is a predicted model, not a curated record. NCBI's taxonomy places the organism in Eukaryota, Metazoa, Chordata, Actinopteri, Scombriformes, Scombridae.